This is a messenger RNA of Andrographis paniculata, 2066 nucleotides long. RefSeq names its product probable mitochondrial-processing peptidase subunit beta, mitochondrial. Lineage: Eukaryota; Viridiplantae; Streptophyta; Magnoliopsida; Lamiales; Acanthaceae. Gene Ontology annotation, molecular function: metal ion binding; metalloendopeptidase activity. The transcript has 10 exons. Bases 121 to 1701 code for a protein of 526 amino acids. Gene Ontology annotation, cellular component: mitochondrion. The record is from RefSeq and is a predicted model, not a curated record. Gene Ontology annotation, biological process: proteolysis.
AAGCUCCCGCGUUGUGUACAUAACGUCUGGUCCGCGUGAUGGCCAUUUCCAGUAACUAAAUUUGUAGUCUCCUCCUCCUCCGAUCGAUACCUAACUCACCGCCGGAGCUCCGCCGCAAUCAUGGCGAUUCGCCACCUGAUCAAGCUCACCGGCCGUUCCAGAAGGCCGAUGUAUGACUUCACCUCGCGCUUCGCUGUCUCCACCGCGGUCGCUUCCUCGACGGCCGAGCCGCUCCCCUCGCCGCCGCCUCCAACCGCCAUGAUCUACGAUCGAUUAGCUGAAUCUGUUAAGCACAAGCUGAGAAGACUCGAAGACCCGGAGCCACGCUUUGUGACGCACAAUUCACCUCAUCCAUCAGUAGUUUCUCACACGGAUUUCCUAGCCGCUCCUCUCACGCGUGUAACCACCCUCCCCAACGGCCUCAGGAUCGCCACCGAGUCGAAUCUCGCCUUGAAAACAGCCACUGUUGGUGUCUUCAUCGACGCCGGAUCGAGGUUCGAGAGCGAAGAAUCCAAUGGAACCGCACAUUUUCUGGAACAUAUGAUAUUCAAGGGGACGGGGAGGCGGAAUGCGAGUGGACUCGAGGAGGAGAUUGAGAACAUAGGCGGUCAUCUGAAUGCGUACACUUCUAGGGAACAGACGACGUUCUACGCGAAGGUGAUGGACAAAGACGUGCCACAUGCGCUCGAUGUUUUGGCUGACAUUUUACAGAAUUCAAAGUUCGAAGAGAGUAGGAUUAUCCGGGAAAGGGAGGUUAUACUCCGUGAGAUGGAAGAGGUGGAAGGACAGACUGAGGAAGUUAUUUUCGAUCACCUACAUGCCACUGCGUUCCAGUACACUCCUCUUGGUAGAACUAUUCUUGGACCUGCUGAAAAUGUCAAAAGGAUUGGCAAAGAACAUCUACAGAAAUACAUCUCAACUCACUACACUGCUCCGAGAAUGGUAAUUGCUGCUGCUGGAGCUGUUAAGCACGAAGACAUUGUUGAGCAAGUGAAAAAGCUAUUUACAAAGCUGUCGACAGAUACCACGUCAACUUCUGACCUCGUUGCUGCAGAACCUUCAGCAUUCACAGGCUCAGAGGUUAGGUUGAUUGAUGAUGAUAUUCCUCUUGCCCAAUUCUCGAUUGCUUUUGAAGGGGCUUCUUGGACAGAUCCAGAUUCAAUAGCUCUGAUGGUCAUACAGUCCAUGCUGGGUACUUGGAAUAAAAAUGCUGGUGGUGGGAAGCAUAUGGGUUCCGAGCUAGCUCAAAUGGUUGGCAUCAAUGAAAUCGCGGAAAGCAUGAUGGCUUUCAAUACCAACUACAUAGACACUGGUCUGUUUGGUGUUUAUGCUGUCGCUAAGCCGGAUUGUUUGGAUGACUUGUCCUAUGCAAUAAUGUAUCAACUUACCAAGCUAUGCUAUCGAGUAUCGGACGCUGAUGUGAUUCGUGCACGCAACCAGUUAAAAUCUUCACUGCUGCUUCACCUGGAUGGGACUAGUCCGAUUGCUGAAGACAUUGGGCGCCAGUUGAUCACAUAUGGUAGAAGGAUCCCAUUUGCUGAGCUAUGUGCAAGAAUAGACUCUGUAGACGCCGGCACUGUCAAACGUGUUGCAGACAGGUUUAUAUUUGAUAAGGAUGUUGCCAUUGCUGCCGUUGGGCCUAUCCAGAGCUUGCCCGACUACAACUGGUUCAGGCGCAGGACCUACUGGCUCCGAUACUAGUGAGAAUAAUCAAAGGUGUAGUAGUCAAUGCUUUGGUCUGUAAUUCCCGUACACACACAGACACACAGGCCUCCCUUUCAAGAUCGAUAUAUAGAUAUAGAGAGGAAUUUUUUGCACAAUAAAAGUAAUUUUUCUUUGACAAGGGAGUUGGGUUUAGCAAUCAAUAUAUAUAUAUAUAUAUAUUGUAUGAAUUGUGCAUUGAUAAUGAUAAUGCAAGUAAAACAAACCCUUUUGGACUGCCAUGGCUUUGAAAUGACGCAUCUAAUUAGAUUGGCAACAAUAGCCAGAGGAAUUGUUGUUGGUGUAAUAUAGUACUGUGAAAACAAACAAGUAGAUUACUGCCUUGUAUUUGCUUGUUAUGGGCU